This is a messenger RNA of Lactuca sativa (garden lettuce), 576 nucleotides long. The record is from RefSeq and is a predicted model, not a curated record. NCBI's taxonomy places the organism in Eukaryota, Viridiplantae, Streptophyta, Magnoliopsida, Asterales, Asteraceae.
AUGAUUCUUACUACAUUUAAUAAUAACCUCUUGCAAAGAAUCACCGAUCUUCUAUCCACGAAAUUUGCAAUUACAGAUCUUGGUAUUCUAAAGCACUUCCUUGGUGUUACAGCCAGACGCACUUCGUCUGGUCUUUUUCUAUCACAGGAAAUGUACGCCAAGGAGAUUCUUGAAAGAGAAAAUAUGUCAAACUGCAAACCCGCCUCCACACCAGUAGAAACUGGAUCCAAACUAAGCGUUGUUUUGGGGGCUCCCUUAACUGAUAGAUCUCUUUAUCGUAGCUUAGCCGGUACACUUCAAUACCUUACAUUCACACGCCCAGAUUCUACUGAUGCAGUUCAACAAGUUUGCCUAUUCAUGCAUGUGCAGCGCGAAUCACAUCUAGAGAUCCUCAAUCGAAUAUUGUGUUACCUAAAAGGAACAAUCCAUCAUGGCCUUUACUUUCGAGCUAACCAAUCACUAAAGCUUACACAGUACACAUAUGCCGAUUCGGGAGGAUGUCCAGACUCCCUCAUAUCCACUUCAGGCUACUGUGUGAUUUUGGGUGAUAAUCUAAUAUCAAGGUCAGGCAAGUGA